Molecule: messenger RNA, 2667 nt
Organism: Lactuca virosa
Lineage: Eukaryota; Viridiplantae; Streptophyta; Magnoliopsida; Asterales; Asteraceae
Source: the annotation of a GenBank genome assembly
AUGAAUCCUUCACUCUUUCCAUCAAAAAUCCUUUCCAUUCCGUUCAUCACCAUCACCAUCUUCAUCCUUAUUACAACAGUCUUUUCCUCAACUAAAACAAUCUCCUAUUCCGAUCACUGCAAUUCCGUCGUCCCCGAAGCCAUUGCGACCAGCAUCACAUACACCCGAUUCCCAUCUCUCAAAACCUUAACCAGUCAUUACACCGGCGCUCAAAACAUUCUCGACCAAGAUUCACUCGCACAAAGAUUUAUCCAAUUUAGACCCAAAAAUAAAAUCUUCAAAACAAACACCUCCAACACAUACAAAACCCAAGCUCAAUUAACUUUCGCUUCAUCAAAUAUAUACCAUUUCCAAUCUAACCAUUCACGAUCUUAUCUUCCAUUGGUGUUUAACUUAGGUGGGUUCUUGUCAGUUUCCACCAAUAAGCUUUGUAUGGUUGGAUCCGCACGUUGGUUUUCCAAAAAAGGUAAACGUUUGAAACUUGAUGCUGUUCUGAAGCUUAAUUUACCUAAGCUUAUGAAUAUAAAUACUAGCUUAGUCGGUGGAAUCUUGGCGAGUUUAGCUUCGCCUCAAGAUUCCGAUUACUUUGAGCCGAUUUCAAUGAUGGGAUUCCCUCAAGUGGGUCUUUUGAAAUACAAAUAUUCGUUGGUUGCCAAUGAAGAUUGUAAUGGGGCAAACGGAAACGAACAUUCAGUCGCUAGGAUGGAAUCUUUAGACUUAUGUUCAAAGUUAGCGUAUCAAUUCAAGAUUUACCGGUUGGAAAAUCAAGGUAUUGGGUACCCUUUUUUGUCGUUGUAUGGGUUUCAGUGUUCAUUGGAAGAAAAAAAGUUGCGCUUUUUAGUAGAAUUUCAAAACACAAGUUAUGCCCGUUGGUACCAAUCUUUCAACCCAAAUGUAACGUUAAUUGGCGAUGGAACAUGGAAUGGAGCAAAAAACGAGCUUUGCAUUAUAGCUUGUCAUAUCUUGAAUCAGAGUGAUCCUUUGGGAAGUGCUCAUGUUGGAGAUUGUUCGGUCAGGCUGACCUUAUGGUUCCCUGAAGUUCGGUCAAUCAAAAACACACAUACCACCGAAGGUCAAAUUUGGUCAACCAAGAAAGUCGAUGAUGUCGGGUACUUUAAACCAAUCAAGUUUCAAAGCUUUGAUCAUAGUUCCGAGAAUUACGGGUCAAAGUAUGAGUUUACAAAAUUGGAGAAAGUAAGACAAAUUUGCCCUCGAGCAGAUGUUGCUAAAAGGGAAGGGGUUGUGUACCCGUCGGGAUAUAGUCGGGAUAUGACUUUUGACAUGUCUGUUAAGUACAGAAACAUGAAUUCCAUGGGUUAUGCCUUUCCGAUCUUUGUCGGAAAUCAGUUCUACAAUUCGUAUGAAGCUUUGGAUUCAAAUUUUAGUCCAUGGCAGGCCGCCACCAGUAACACCAGUCCGAUGAACAUAAGCUAUGAGAUUAGCUUCCAAAUGUUUGCUAAUUCAACAUCGGAAUCGGAAAGCGGGAUUCCGUCGUUAUCGUUAACUAAGAAUGGUAGAGUUGAGAUAUCGGCAGAGGGGUUUUAUGAUAGUGAAACAGGAAGACUUUGUAUGGUUGGUUGUCGAAAUCUACCUUCAUCCGAGAACUCAAAAAAUGAAUCUUUCGAUUGCGAGAUUCUGGUGCAAUUCCAAUUCCCGAGUACCAAUGGGAAUAAUGGAAGUUUUUUAAUCAAGGGAAGCAUAGAAAGCUUACGUGAAAAGACAGAUGUUUUGUAUUUCGACAGUUUAAAUGUCGUUUCUCUUGCUUACACUAAACUCGAAGCCAUGGAAUCGAUAUGGAGAAUGGAUUUGGAAAUCAUAUUGGACUUGAUUUCACGGACACUUUCGUGUCUAUUCAUCGUCCUUCAACUCUUUCAUAUCAAAAAGAAUCCCGAAACGAGUCAGUUGAUUUCAGUUUUGAUGAUGUUGAUUCUUACACUUGGGUACAUAGUUCCUUUAGUGUUGAAUUUUGAGGCAAUGUUUUCAAACACUCGUUAUCUUCAAAACAUUCAAUUCGAGGGGAGUGGUGGAUUGCUUGAAGUGAAUGAAGUGAUUGUUAGGAUAGUGACAAUGGUAGCUUUCAUUUUGCAAUUCCGUCUCCUCCAGUUGACAUGGACUAAAAAACUUGCGAAUGGUGAUAACAACGGAAACGGAAAGAGUCAUUGGAAUCAUGAGAUAUGGACUCUGGUGGUAUGUUUACCGGUUUAUAUAGUUGGUGGAUUGAUGAUGUUUCUAACAAACUGGAAGAACAAGGAUUACAUAAUCUCCAGUAACCGAUCAAUCUGGGGUGAUUUGAGGUCUUAUGCGGGGUUAACACUAGACGGAUUCCUAUUCCCACAAAUCGUACAUAACAUGUUUAAGAUUUCAAAAGGGAAUGCUUUGUCUUAUUUGUUUUACGUAGGGAACACUUUUGUUCGAUUACUACCUCAUGCGUAUGAUCUUUAUAGGGGUCAAGAGAACAUAAGUCGCCAGUUUCAUCGGUUCUAUCUGUAUGCAAAUCCAAGAGCAGAUUUCUACUCACCUUCUUGGGAUGUUUUCAUUGCUUGUGGAGGUGUUGUGUUUGCAGUGAUCGUGUUCUUGCAGCAACGUUUUGGUGGUCGAUUUAUGCUUCCAAAGAGAUUCCGGGAGACUGUGGGGUAUGAAAGGGUUCCUGUGGUAAGCAAUGAGUAA